Molecule: messenger RNA, 1365 nt
Organism: Serendipita indica DSM 11827
Lineage: Eukaryota; Fungi; Basidiomycota; Agaricomycetes; Sebacinales; Serendipitaceae
Source: the annotation of a GenBank genome assembly
AUGUCAUAUCCGGCGAACCAGCCUUUAGCGCAAAGACUCGCGAGGGCUCGUUAUGAGCAAUCUGAUCCAGCUAAAAGCCGUAGUGGUGAUAAUCCAUCAGCUUCCUCUGGCAGCGUAAUGGAGCCCACACACGAUGCCGGCAGCGUCCUCAGCGCUGCUGGUACGACAUACUCAUACGAUAGCGGACGGGAUAUCGCUCGCUACUUUCGAGAAAUCAAUGGUCGGCGCUUCAAUAGUCAGGCGGCAACGUAUCUCCUUCCUGCAGAUGAGGAAGAGUUUUGGAGACUGGAUCGACAGCACGCUGCUUUCCUUGUUGGUAUGGGGGAUCUCUAUCCGUGUCCAGACCUCGUAGAACGGAUACUCGAGCCAGACCCCGGAAGACAGAAGCGACUUCUCGACCUGGGCUGUGGGACAGCCGUAUGGGCAUUGGCUAUGGCUCGUCGCUUCCCUGAAGCCUCCGUGAUCGCACUUGAUAUCGCCCCAACUCCCAUCCCCGUCGAAGGUGUCCCGCCGAACAUCCAAUUCGAGUUGGACGACGUCAACUUUGGUCUUGACCAGUUUCAUGGCCAGAUGGACAUCGUGCAUAUGCGUUGUCUGGGCGCUGGUCUUCCAAAGUAUGCAGAUGGGAUCACCUAUGCUGCGCGCUGUCUUCGUCCAGGCGGACUGCUUCUUGUCGUGGAUAUAGAUCUCGAAUUCUGUGCAGAGGAUAUUGUAUCUGGUCAAAAGCUGUGGACGCCCGAACAACCAGACGGCUCAUGGCUUCAAAGGUACUUUUACGAAUUCCGCUGGGCUAAUGCCCUGAAUGGGACGGAUAUCUUUGAAGCCGAAGAAAUGCUCGACAAAGGAAUCUUUGACCACGAGUUGUUGGAAGCAUGCGGAGCCGGAAGCGUCUUUCUUCCAAUAGGACCAUGGGCUAACGGCCUCGCCACGAAUGCAGACGAUGCCCAGAGACUGCAGUUUGGAGGCAUCCUAGCGCGCCAAAGUCUUCAACAUGCACUGCCAGCUUUCGAAACGUUGAUGCGGAAAACAGGCAUUACAGAUGAAUUUCUCAAAGAAAGCACAUCGAAAGCCAACGCCGGUGAGAGCAAAGACAAUCCUUCGAGACUAGUGCCAACGAAACCGGAUCUAGAGCUCGAUACACUCUCUGUACACAGCUGGUUGCGUUUACGUAUGUUAUGGGGGGCCAGAAAGUCUGAUGAUCCAGAGGCAGCACCCGCUCCUAGGACACAGUGGCAACCGCAUCCUCAGAUUCAUAUCUACCAUACUGCUGAGGAGAGUUAUGCCGCUAGGCAGAAACGACAAGAAACGAUGGGUGCGAAGCCAACGCCGCAGUGUUUGCUCAACGAUGAGGAUGAAGGUAAAUAA